UACUGUCAGUACCAUUAUCACACAAGCUGUAAUUUUUAUCUUGUUCUAAACUAAAUUAACUCGAAUCUCUCUAUCAGUGUUGGGUUUCAGCUAAAUAAUAAGCCAAAGAGGUCAGCUCAGCGACUUAAAGCCAUGCCAUACAUCAGUUCAGACGGCCAGGUUGGCAAGAGGCCCUUCAGCUUCUAUGGCAUCUUUUGGGCCAUCAUCAACUUCUUUUAUUUGUUUUACAUGACUCUGAUCAACGCCGAUUACAACAAGCACAGGGAGAAGUACACGCGCGAGUACAGGAGCCCGGGCAGCGGGCCUCCACGCCCGCCGUCCCGUCGUUUCGGGGGCUUCAACUCCGGCUCGGGGCCCGCGCCGCCACCAGCCGGGGGCUGCGGCUGCGGCUAGCGGAGCCCUAACACCAACCGAUACAUGCUUAACGACUUGACGCCUAAUUGUAACUGUAACCUUAGUGAUAUGGACUGUUCUGAAGUCGAUGUACCAUGCUUUAGAAAUGAAACACAUAUUGAGUUUAUAUCUAGACCUAACGUUUCUAGCUAUCAAUACAUAAUAGAUCAACCUCCUAAAUCUCAUAACAUACAAGAACUAAUUUUUGACGAUAUAUGUAAUAGUUCACUUUCGGAGUUGAGGAGGAGAUUAACCGGUAUUAUUACCGAUGGGUCUCUUGAAUGCUAUUGUUAUCGUUCGCGACCGUUACGACGACAACAAAGUUUUGACUCUCGACAUUUGUAAUUAUUAAUUGUGACAUUAUCUAUGAAAAGGGACCUUAUUGUUAAUUGCUUACGCCAUUAUUAACGAUGCUCCGUCAUAAAUACAAUCCAUCGACAAUAAGGUCCCUUUUCAUAGAUAAUGCCUCAAUUACCCAUCUAAGGCCCAAGAUACACUUGUAAGCUUUACUUACGUGAGUAUGGACACGGCCAGGGGUGCAAACUCCUGCCUUCGGGCAAACUCGGCUCCGUUCGGCUCAGCAUUGCUCCGAGCAAUUAUUAGGGUUGACACAACUUGUUGUCCCUUUGCGUGCACGACCACAUAUACCCUGAAUAGCCGAAAGGGCAGCAUGAUGACCCUGAACCACUGUCAAACUUCGGUUUUGUAGGAAGUUUCUUUUCUGUACGGUAGUACUAUUAUUUUUUCUGUGACACCGCUAUACUUCAGAGUGAGAGAUGAAUAUUGUUAUCUCAUCUAACAAAUAGCUUUGUCUCUACUUACGUAAGUAAAACUUACAAGUGCAUUUCAAGCUUAAAUAUCGGUACCAUCCAGGGAUGGGCAAAUUUUAUUCGAAUGACGAAUAACGAAUGAAAAUAACAAAAUGUAUCGCGACUGACGAAUAAAAAUGUCGGAUGAUUAUUCUUAUUCGAAUAAAUUAUUCGUCGAAUAAUUCACCCGCGAAUGUCCCGCGCAGCUCCAAUUAAGUUCAAGUAAUGACGUAUCUGAACUUAAAUGGAGCUGGGUUCACAUGUUGCCAGGCAGAGUUAUGGCAGGUGGGCCAAAAUGUUAACCAAAACAAUGAAAACCGCAAAGUUUUGGACAUACUGGUGUAAAACUUACCUACUGUCAUGGUUUUCGUUAUAUUGAAUUUAAGUAUAGAAAUUUAGAAUUAUGUAAGUGUAAAUACGUUUUAAUGUUCUGAUAUAUGUAUAAAUUUCCGAUUACCUAUAUAAACAAUUGUAACUAAAUUCGCACUUAUUUAUUUAAAGAAAUCAAAAUAAGCUUACAUAUACUAAAAUUAUUUGACAAUCUUAUUUAAAAUAAACUAAUAUUUCCAUACUUACAUUCCGAACCCAGUAGGGUUAGGUAUAAAAAAUGUACCUACAUAUGCUGCUAAGUAUCGCCAUAUUGUCAAUACUUUGAAAAAGUUGAAAGGCAGUAUAGACGUAGUGCAUAAUUAUUUUCCAUCGUAUUUUCACGGAAACUUUCGAACGUGUCUUGCUAUUCCAGUCAGUCUCGGCACAAAAAGUACUGUAAUGGCUCCUCUACACGAUGGACCAACGCCGGCCAAUCCAAGGGAAGCAUUUAUGCGUUAGAGCGAGCAAGUGAUAUUGCUAUCGAAUUCUACCGCAUUGCUGCGUUGGCCUAUCAUGUAGAGGAGCCAUAAUAAUUGACCGAAGUAGCGUGACAAAUACGAACGUGUCCGAGGAAAUACGACGGAAAACAAUGAUGCACCACAUCUUUUUUAACAUUUUUCUUUGCUUGACAGAACAAGAUACGUGUUUGUUUCAAAGUAGUGCCGUUAUGUUCAAUUCAAUUCAAUUCAAUAUCUUUAAUGUCAAAAAACACAUGUCAUAUAUACAAUAGGUACACAAUACAAUUAAAAAUACAUAAUCCACACAAAUUAAAAAGGAAUAUAUACAAAUGACAGAGUACAUAAUUUAUACAAUGUCAAAAAUAGUGGUAAGUGUAUACAAAUGUCAAUAAACCUAACAAAAAAUUAAAAAAUACAAAUGACAAAAAAUAUUACUAUACUCAUUUUACAUUAAAUUUACAAUAAAAUUCUUUUACCGUGAAAAAAGCCUGGUCAGUCAAAAACUCUUUUAACUUUUUAACAAAUAGCUCAUAAGAAGCCGCCUCUUUUAUUUCACGGCUCAGGCUGUUAUAAAUUUUAAUACCAACUACCCCCAGCGAGUUGGAUGAUUUUACGAGCCUGACAAGGACAGAUUUAAUGUCGCGAUCAGUUUGCCUUUGAUCAGGUCGACGCAUAACAAAAUCACUCUUGUGCUUAAACAUAUAUUUUGCUACCUCAAAAAUGUAUAAGCAGGGCACUGUUAGAAUUUUUAAUUCCCGGAAAUACUCUUUUGUUGGAGUGAAUGGCGGCACCCCAGCCAACAUUCUAACAGCCCUCUUCUGCAGUAUGAAAACUCUAUCCCUGUCGGCUGCCAGCCCCCAAAGGUCAAUACCGUACACAAGGACUGAGUUCACAUACGCGUAAUAUGCCAUACGGAGGUUCUCACGUGAAAGUGCAGGAGCAAGCCGAGACAGCGCAAACGACGCUUUGGCAAGUCUACCAGUAAGUGAAUCGAUAUGUUUAUCCCAUUUUAAGCCGCAAUCAAAUUCAAACCCUAGAAACCGCACGUUCUGCAUCUGUGGAAGCGUAAUAUUAUUUAUUGUUAUGUCAAGGGGCGUGGGAUACGGUCCUCUUAGCCAGAAAUGCAUUAUUGAUGUCUUAUUAAGGUUAAUCAAAAAACCAUUUACUUGGAACCAACAUGUCAAUUUUAAUAAUGUAUUCAAAACGUUCCCCCUUAGCUCCUCAAAAGAAUCACCGGUAACAAUGGCACAUCCAUCAUCAGCAAACAUUAUAAAAUUACCAUCCUGAAACAAACUAAUGAGGUCAUUAACCAUCACCAAGAAAAGGAAAUUACCAACCGCUGAACCCUGAGGGACAGAACAGUCAUGUAGUGUCCUCAUCUCAGACUUAGUAGCCCCCCCAUCAACCGACACUACCUGUUCCCUAUCCUUCAAAAAAGAUUUAAUAAAAUUUAACAGACUACCUUGUACACCAUAUCCUUGCAACUUAUGUAUUAAUAAUUUGUGAUCAACCAAAUCAAACGCACGGGACAAGUCACAAAAAACUGCUGCAACCAUUUUCUUUUGGUCAAUAUACUGGAGGACACGCUGAUUUACCGCACGAGCAGCAUCUACCGUAGACCUGCCGUGGCGGUACGCAUACUGGUGAUCAUGAAGUAACUUGUUUCCUUCAAAGUAUUCCAUUAACCUAUUACAAAGGCCUAGCUCAGCUACUUUCGAUAGUGCCGGUACUAAUGAUAUUGGACGGAAGUUUUUUAUUUCUUCUUUCAAUCCCUUGCCCUUAUAAACGGGACUAACCUUAACUAUCUUUAACGAGCUAGGAUAUACACCAAUGAUGGCACACUGAUUUAGCAGGGCACAAAAAAUGUCUAUGACAUUAUUAGGGAGUCUCUUUAUAAGGUCCGCAGAAAUAUCAUAAAAAUCUGUCGAAUGUUUCGAUUUUAUUGCUUUGAAUAGUUUCUUAACUUCUGAAAUUGUAAAUAGGAAAGUAUCAAUUUUAGACACUACCAAUUUUGUAGCCUCAUUUAAAAAUUGGAGUGCUUUCUCUAAAUCUAUUUGCCUACAUUCUGAUUUAUUUAAGUCGAUGUAAUAAUCAUUAAUUUUAUCAGCCAGUUGUUUGUGACCACAACAAGAUCCAGUAUUUGCUACUAAUAGAACUUCCAUUGGAUCAGGCUUACUUUGUUUUUUACACGUUUCAAUGUUUAUAAUGCGCCAUAACAUUUUAUUUUAUUAUGUAGGUAUUAUAGGCUCUCACUAUAUUUGCUUUCAACUAUUUCCUCCUUUAAAUAUUAUACCAUUAUAGAUCUUAUAUUUAAAUCUUAAGUGUAUGCUGAUAAAAUAAAAAUAAUCCAAAUUAAA
Messenger RNA from Cydia fagiglandana, 4386 nucleotides. RefSeq names its product selenoprotein K-like. The transcript has 4 exons. The record is from RefSeq and is a predicted model, not a curated record. Bases 133 to 393 code for a protein of 86 amino acids. NCBI's taxonomy places the organism in Eukaryota, Metazoa, Arthropoda, Insecta, Lepidoptera, Tortricidae.